GAUGAUCGCCAGAUAAGAAACCAUAAUAUACUCAAAUAUCUAAUACUACGAACUGUUCAGCAAGUGGCGUUCAGGUAACGCAGACGAACUGACGAAGUCUUAUCACUGAUUUUGUUGAUAAAUCUUUUCGAAUAUGGCAUAUUCGAUUUACAUAAUUCGCGAUUAGUACGAGAAUUCUCGUUGGUUCAGUCUCAGUGUUUCAUCGUGCAAGUUUUAGGUGGCUAAUUGAUUCAAGUAUAGAUACGAUAUUUUCCCCGUAAAAGUUUUGGUACCAAUACAAAAUGAGCUCUCCAGCUAUCGGUAUUGAUUUAGGCACUACGUACUCGUGUGUUGCUGUACUACAGCGUGGAAAAAUUGAAAUUAUCGCCAACGAUCAAGGUAACAGAACAACGCCAAGUUACGUGGCAUUUUCCGAUGAAGAAAUUUUAAUAGGAGAGGCUGCGAAAAAUCAAGCAGCGAGGAAUGUGAAUAAUACCGUUUUUGAUGUUAAGCGACUGAUAGGCCGAAAAUUUAAUGAUGCCACUGUUCAGGCCGAUAUAAACCACUGGCCUUUUCAAAUCAAUGUAUAUGAGAACAAACCAAGUAUCCAAGUUCAAUUCCAAGGCACUGAUAAAACGUAUUUUCCUGAAGAGAUAUCCGCGAUGGUAUUGCAAAAAAUGAAAGCGACCGCUGAAGCGUAUUUGGGUAAAACAGUCAAGAAUGCAGUAAUCACCGUACCAGCUUAUUUCAACGAUUCUCAAAGACAGGCUACAAAAGAUGCCGGUACCAUCAGCGGUCUAAAUGUAUUGCGUAUUAUUAAUGAACCUACUGCUGCUGGUUUUGCUUACGGUUUAGAAAAUAAAAACUCUGCCAAGCAAACGGUUUUAAUUUUUGAUUUCGGCGGAGGAACCUUCGACGUAUCCAUUUUAGCCAUUCAAAACGGUGUAUUCGAAGUUGUUUCAACCGCCGGUGAUACUCACUUGGGAGGUGAAGAUUUCGACAUCCGAAUGGUUGAGCAUUUCGCUCGAGAAUUUCAACGUAUACACAAGCGAGAUAUCAGUCAGACCUGGAGAGCUCUACGCCGUCUACGAACUGCCUGCGAGGCAGCAAAAAGAACUUUAUCAUCGUCUAAGAUAGCCAGUAUCGAAAUCGAUUGUCUCUACGAUGGGAUUGAUUUCUAUAGUCAGAUCUCUCGUGCUCUUUUUGAAGAAUUGAACAUGGAUUUAUUUCAAAAUGCGAUGGCACUGGUUGAAAAAGCAAUUCUAGAUGCUAAGAUCAAUAAAACUCAUAUCGAUCAAGUGAUCUUAGUUGGCGGAUCAUCUCGAAUCCCAAAAAUACAAAACAUGUUGCAAGCUUUGUUCGUGGGAAAGACGUUGAACAAAUCUGUCAAUCCGGAUGAAGCUGUAGCCUACGGAGCCGCCGUUCAAGCUGCCAUACUUAACGGCGACCAAUCAUACAUCGUGCGGGAUUUAGUGUUGAAAGACGUUACGCCAUUGUCAUUAGGUGUUAGGGUGGCUGGACAUAGAAUGGCAGUGGUUAUCAAACGUAAUACAGCCAUUCCGGCUAGAAUGACGAGUGUUUUCACCACAACUGUGAAUUAUCAAACUGUAAUGAUUUUCAAAGUAUUCGAAGGAGAAUACACUACAACGAAUAAUAACCAUUUACUUGGCGAAUUCAGGCUUGAGAAUGUGCCUUCUGCUCCUGCCGGUGUAACAUUAGCUGAUGUGACAUUUGACAUCGAUUCCAACGGUAUUUUAAACGUAACCGCUGUCGAAAGAUCAACCCGUAAUUCCAAUCGAAUUACCAUCAAGCGGGAUACAGGUCGUCUUACUCAGGAGCAAAUUUACCGUAUGGUUCAAGACGCUGAAAGAUGCUUGGAGACCAUGGUGCUGUGAAAGGCAUACGUUGAAUUUUAAUUUUGGCCAAUCAUAUUUCGUAAAGUUGUUCAAUUAUGUACCUACUUACGCGUAUAAACUGCUUAUGUUGAUUCAAUUUCCUUCGGAAGGAUUAGCUCGUCGAUUUAGAAAAAUUAUCGAAUUAUGUGAUUACUUGAGGAUUUUCAUUUUUUUAGAUCAGUAUUUUGCUCAAGAAUUAUUUUUGUGUUACGUGAUUUAUUUUUAUACUUGUGAGUUGAAUUUUUCCUCCUGUGAUUACUCUAGUCUUAAAUUGAAUUCGUUAUGAAUGAAAUAUGCACCUAAUUAUAUUCGUGCUCUUUAUAAAA
Planococcus citri (citrus mealybug) is the source of this 2200-nucleotide messenger RNA. RefSeq names its product heat shock 70 kDa protein cognate 4-like. The coding region runs from base 282 to 1874 and encodes 530 amino acids. Gene Ontology annotation, molecular function: ATP binding; ATP-dependent protein folding chaperone. The record is from RefSeq and is a predicted model, not a curated record. The transcript is spliced from 6 exons. Gene Ontology annotation, cellular component: plasma membrane; cytosol; cytoplasm. Lineage: Eukaryota; Metazoa; Arthropoda; Insecta; Hemiptera; Pseudococcidae.